Molecule: messenger RNA, 40476 nt
Organism: Rotaria sp. Silwood2
Lineage: Eukaryota; Metazoa; Rotifera; Eurotatoria; Philodinida; Philodinidae
Source: the annotation of a GenBank genome assembly
AUGGCAUCCGACGAAGAACGUAUACCAAAAUUUGUUCAUAUUGAUGAGCAAUAUGGAAAUAAAGCAAAUGAUUCCAUAUUAUUUGGUUUUGAACAAGAACUUAAAUCUGUUACUGUACGCUGUGGUGAUUCAGCACGAUUUGAAGCUAAAAUACGUUUAAUAUCAACAUCUUCAAAUAUUCAAAUUGAUCGAUCUUUAUUAAAUAUUGAAUGGCGUUUAAAUGACAUGCAUAUUAAAACUGAUGAUACUUUAAGAUAUCGAUUUGGUUCAAUACCAGAAGAGAAUCUUUAUUGGAUGGAUAUUCGACAAUGUGAACAACAAGAUGAAGGAGUUUAUACGAUUUAUAUUAGUUAUGAUCAUCACAGAUAUCAUGAUGAAUCUAGUGCUUAUCUCUUUGUUGACAGCUUUAUUAAUGAAAAGGAGGAGCAACCUGAUCAAAUAAGUCAACAAGGGUUAAGCGCUGGUGAUUCAUGGUCAUCAGCAACGUCUCUUGAUCGUUUUAUUCCACCAACAAUAACACAACCCCUUCUAUCUACUUAUCGAUAUCGUUCUGGUGACAGAGUACAACUUCAAGUUGAAUAUUUUUCUCCGUCAGUACAAUGUCACUGUACAUGGCAAGUACAACAUUUAAAUGAUGUUGUACCACAACUAAUACAAGAUGGAUCAAUAGUUAAUACAAAUUAUUCAUCAACAUUAACAAUUGAUUCAAUAAAGUCUCAAUUACAAGGUUUAUAUAUAUUUCGUGUCGAAAAUGUUUAUGGACAUGCUGUGACACAAACACAUAUUAUUGUCGAUAAGGAAGAUAUCGAUGACGAACAACAAGAAUAUCAAGAAGCAUUAGAAGAACCUCAUAUUAGUAAGCUACAUCCUGAUGAAGAUGAUAGUCAUUUACAUUUAAUGAGUGGAUAUCAUAAACGUUUAUCAAUGAUGCAUCAUAUGCCACUAGAAGAAUCAGUAGAAUUUGAAGAUCUUAAAGUUCAUUUACCUGGUGGAGCAUCAGAAGAGAUUAUUAUUCAUACUGAAUUUGUCCCACCAACACCACGAUUAUCAUUAAUUGAAGAACAAUCAACAAGUUUACCUACUAAACAAGAUUUAGUAAAAGAACAAAUUCAUACUGGAGCUACAUAUAAAAUUGAAGGUGUUGACACAGAGAUUACGAUGGAUAAACAACAAUUACAACCUGAAAGGGAAUCAGCCGAUCGAAUUCAAUUCGGGCUACAACUUCCAUCGUCAUUUAUCGAUACUGAGCCGAAACCGAUUCAUGAGGACAUUCCGCAAACAACUGUCUUAACAGUUCAGCAACAACAACAACUGACUCGACCGAUGGACGAUCAUCUAACUGUUACUAAAGAAUCACAAAUUAUCAGUUCAAUACCUAUUUCAUUUGAUGAAGCUCUUAGUAAUUUUGAACAAUGGUCGGAUCUAAUUCUCGAUCAUGAUACUCAUGCAUUACCAUCACUUCGUCGAGCUUCACUUGUUUCACGUUUAUUAGCAUCAGCUAAUGAAUAUGAAGAUGAACAAUAUAUUCCACAUCCUUUACAUCAACGUUUAGCUAUGGGUUCAAUUAGAACAUCGGACAAAACAGAGGCUGUAAAACAACCUGAAGUCAGUCCACAUGUUCCAUUACUUGAUGAAAGUAGCAUUUCUAUUAGUCAAAUUCGUCAGUCUGAAGUACCACAAUCAUACGAAUAUAAAGCAUCAACUGAUGUUAAAGAAGAAUCAACUGCUAUAUUACGAACUAGUGCAUUAGCUCUGAGUGGUCAUGAUAUGGAAACUCAUGGAACACCUGUUAAUGUAAGCCAUCUACGUCGUCAAGAAUCAGGAGGUACUAAACAAGUACCAGCAGCAGUGUCACAACCAAGUAUCACUAUUGAUUUUCCUAUACUUGACGAAAGUGCUAUUCAUCUUGGUCAACUUCAACGACCAGAAUUACCGCAAUCAGUUGAAUAUAAAAUUUCUGCCGAUAUUCAACCAUCAGCUGGCUCUUUUCCAACGACAACUUCUGUUCUUAGUCAAGAAGAACCAGCACAAGAAACAUCGUUUAAUGCCACACAAUUUACUCAACCUACUGCUCAAGAUUUAUCUGUUUCUGACAUAAUAAAACAACAAGUCUCAACAAUUAUACAGCCAAGUAUUAUUACUGAUUUACCGGUAUUACAUGAAACAGUUGUUCGACUUGACCAAGUUCAUCGCCCAGAUGCACCACAAUUUGUUCAGUACAAAGCUCCUGCUGAUAUACAACCAUCAGUUGGUACUAUUCUUACAACGGCUUCUGGUCUUAUUAGUGAAGAACCAGCACAUGACACACCUGUAAAUAUUAGUCAAUUACGUCAACCAAUUGCUAAAGAUAUUUCUUCACCUGAUACAACUCAACAACAAGCUUCAUCAGUAACGCAAUUGAGUGCAGCAACAGAUUUAUCUGUAUUAGAUGAAACUUCGAUUUAUCUUGGUCAAGUUCAUCGUCCAGAUGCACCGCAAUCUUUUCAAUACAAAGCUCCUGCUGAUAUACAACCAUCAGUUGGUACUUUUCUUACAACGGCUUCCGGUCUUAUUAGUGAAGAACCAGCACAUGAAACACCUGUAAAUAUUAGUCAAUUACGUCAACCAAUUGCUAAAGAUUUUUCUUCACCUGACACAACUCAACAACAAGCAUCAUCAGUAAUGCAAUUAAGUGCUACAACAGAUUUACCUAUAUUGGAUGAAAGUUCAAUUAAUCUUGGUCAAAUUCAUCGUCCAGAUGCACCACAAUCUGUCCAAUAUAAAGCGCCUGCUGACAUUGAACCAUCUACUGGUUCAAUUUGCACAAAUAGCUCUGUUCUUGGUUUAGAAGAGCCAGCACAAGAAGUUUCUAUUAAUGUUAGCCAAAUGCAUCAAGCAACUGCUCAAGAAUUAUCUGAUGAAUCAAAACAACGUGCUUUAGAUAUUUUAGAACUAUCUCAAGAUGCUGAUUUGUCAUCACUUGAUGAAAUCGCUAUUAAUAUUGAUCAAGUUCUUCAAGUUGAAGAAUCACAAUCCAUUGAAAAGAAAUUACCAGCUAAUAUUAAAAAAGUGUCAGCCACUUUACGCAGCACUCCAUCUGUAUUAGCAAGUGAAACUGAACAUGACGAAAUAAUUUUAACUUCAUUAGAAGGCUAUCAACAACAGCAAGGAUACAAAACAUACAGACCAUCAGUUGUCUCCGACUUGUCAUAUGCACCUGCAGAAGACGAGUAUGCUGAAGUACCAUAUGAAAUUCGAUUUCAACAACAACGUUUACUUAAAAUGCCACCUAAAUUACAUGAACAACUAAGUCUCAUUCAAAGUCGUACAUCAAUUAUCGAAAAUGAUGAUGAAACACAAUCUACAACGAUAAGUCGAUGUCGUCAAAUGAUACCUUCUGUACAAGAGCAAGAAGGAAAAAAGGAUGAUGAAGAAGAAGAAGAAGAAGAAGAAAAGUCAAUUUCGCCAGAAUUAUCAAUGAAUGUCGAUGAAGUCAUUGAAACAAUUCAUUUAGAAGAUGAAUUACUUGAAGCUAAGAAACCAUUUCUUAGUGAUAUUCCUGCAGCGACUGACGAAGAUAUAUCAGUCUUAGUUCGUACAGCUGUUGAAGUUUUACCUUCAAUCGAAGAGGUACCUCAAACUAAGAGCGAAGAUAUAUCUAUGCAACUUAAUCAACUCGAAACUGUUCCUUCGGACCAAAGUGUUAAAGAAGAAUUACAAAUAUCAAGUGAUAGUCAAAUUCAAUCAUCACUUGAUCAAUUAGAUCAAGUUUCCUUGAUAAAACCAACUUCUCUCAAUUUACAUACAACAGAAGAAGUACUGUCUUCUGCUACUAUAGAAAAAGCACCUGAACCACUAUUGCCACAAGAAAUUGAAGCACCAUUUGAAAUUGUAUCGAAAAAAGUCGUUGAUUAUAUUGAAAUACCACAUUCAACGACAGAUUUCGAUGACCAAAAACCUGAAGCUAUCAUUGUUAUAGACGAAAUAAUACCAAUUGACAGCAUUUCACGUAUUGGAGAUACAAUGAGUGAAAUAGCUUCAUCUGAAAGCUUACGAACAGCAGACUUGAGAACAGAAGCUAUUCACCAUAUGCAAGGUGGUGUGACUGCUGAACAACUUUCUCAUUCUACUCUAAUUGACAAAAGUGGAAAAUUAUUAGAAGAAUCCGUAGAAUCUUUGCCUGUUCCAGUGCAAUCGAAUUUAUUGCCGCUGGCAACAAUGCCUGAUGGAGCAAUCAAUGGAGAUAAGCUACGCGUGCCUGAAAAAAUUGUUCAAGACGUGCUUGCCGCUGCACUUGAACCAACAAGAGUCGGCCAAGUAGAAGAUACCGCACAAACUACACCAACAAGUACUUCUCAAACUGAAUCUGUCGAUCAAGAUGUUUCUAAAGACACUGUAAAAGCCCAAUCAGUAAGAAAAGCAUCACAAGCACCUGCUUCGAUGGACCACGAUCAAUUCUUUGACGCCGAAACAGAAACUAUGAGUGAAAUGACGAAAACCGAAAUUAAAAGAAUUGCAUCAUUUCAUGAACAGCCAGUCACUCUUGCCGCAGCAGAAAAGUUACAACAUGAUAUAGCUGUUGAACAAAAGCUGGAGGAAUUUCAUGAACCAGAACUUGUCUUAACAUCAACGGAGAAACCUUUUAUCGACGAACCACAACCACUUCAAACAUCGUUAGAACAAAUAACAAGUGCUACAGAAGAGAUUUCAUCAAAAACGCUAAUUCAAGAAGAAAUAAAACCUGCUGAAGGUGCAGUUCUCUUACAACAAGAGUCUAUUUUACAAAUGCAAGUUGCAGAAACACCACUUUCACCUCAGCAGCAGCCAACGAGUACUCAAAUGGCUGAAUUAACUCAGGAAAUAUCAUUAGUGAAACAUGAAGAACAAGUUAAAAUGCCACAAUACGAACCAGAACCGAUGGUUUAUGAAACUCUUCAUCCGUCAAUGAGUGCCGAAGCAGAAUCCUUAACGCAAACACUAAUCACAACAGAGACAAAAGAUACAACUCAACAUGUUACAGAAAUAUCUAUCAAACAGGCAGCAAAAUCUGAUGAAAUAACCGUACAAAAAGAAGGAACUGAUCUAGAAAUAUUACCAUCAGUUGAAAAAUAUGAAACAGCUGAACAGGUAAAAUUAUCAACAUUAGACACCGAUCACUUAAAACAAUCACUUCUAUCUGAAACGUUACUCCAACAAUCAACAAUUGAUGAUGCAUUACAAGCAUUGGAAACCGAAGGUGGCGUACAUAUAACUAAGACAGCAUCAACAAUAACUACAACUUCAAUACCAAUCGACCAGAUAGAUAAACAAGUUCUUUCAGAAACACUACAAACCAUACCAGAACACAAACCGACACCAACUGAAGAACAUAUAACAGAAGAGCAAAAAUCAACAGUCGAAUUGGUAGAUCUCCACAAGACUACAUCAACUGAGCAACAACAACCGCAAGUGGUUGAACAGCUAAAACUUGAAGAAGUUGAGCAACCUAAACUGGAACCGACUAUACAACAGCAACCAGAGUCACUCGAAGACAAACAAGUUCCACAACCUGAACAACAGACAGAGAAUCCAGCUUAUGAACAGACGCUACAAUCGCUACAAAAGCCAGAAUCACAAGCAAUAGGAGAGCAACAAGUUGCGCAAGCAGCAGCAUUACACAUGGAAAUUAUCGAUGAGCAAAAGCAAACAACACUCGAACAACCUGCCCUGGAGUUAGCUGAUGCACGAAAAGUUUCACAACGUGAUGAGCCACAGUCGACAACUUCAACAACGCAACUACUCCAAGUGCAGCAAAUCGAAACGGUUGAACAAAUACAACAACCGACUUCAACACCGCAUAUGGUUGAAGUACAACAAGUUGAAACAAUUGAACAAAUACAACAACAGCCAGCUGCAAUACCGCAACCAGUGGAAGUACAACACAUCGAAACAAUUGAACAAAUAAAAUUGCAACCAACACCAGAGCUGCAACCAAUUGAACAAAUACAACAACAGCCGACUCCAUCAACGCAAACGAUCGAAGUACAACAAAUUGAAACAAUUGAACAAAUAAAAUUACAGCCGAUUCCAUCAACGCAAACGAUCGAAGUACAACAAAUCGAAACAAUUGAACAAAUAAAAUUGCAACCAAUUGAACAAACACAACAACAACCGAUUCCAUCAACGCAAAUGAUCGAAGUACAACAAAUUGAAACAAUUGAACAAACACAACAACAACUGACUCCAACACCGCAACCAGUGGAAGUACAACAAAUCGAAACAAUUGAACAAAUAAAAUUGCAACCAACACCAGAGCUGCAACCAAUUGAACAAAUACAACAACAGCCGAUUCCAUCAACGCAAACGAUCGAAGUACAACAAAUUGAAACAAUUGAACAAAUACAACAACAACCGACUCCAACACCGCAACCAGUGGAAGUACAACAAAUCGAAACAAUUGAACACAUAAAAUUGCAACCAAUUGAACAAAUACAACAACAACCGAUUCCAUCAACGCAAAUGAUCGAAGUAAAACAAAUUGAAACAAUCGAACAAAUACAACAACAACCGACUGCGACACCGCAACCAGUGAAAGUACAACAAAUCGAAACAACUGAACAACUGAAAUUACACCCGACUCCAGAGCUGCAACCAGUUGAACAAAUACAACAACAACUGGUUUCAACGACGCAAAUGGUCGAAGUACAACAAGUGGACGUCAUUGAACAAAUAAAAUUGCAAACGUCUCUAACGGGGCAACAAGGCGAAGUGCCACCACGCGCAACGGUUCCACAAAUACAAUCAGAACCGACUCGAAAAACGCAAUUAGUCGAUGCACAACAAAUCGAAACGAUUGAACAGAUACAACAACAACCGACUACACGACCCACUGAAGUACAGAAAGUCGAACCUGUCGAACAAAUACAACAGCACCCGGCUGCAGAAGAGAAACCUAAGCACUCCGAACAAGAAAAGCCGAAGCAGUCAAAACAAACACAUCCGGAAGAGGCUUCUCAAGAGAAGGGCAAACUUAUCCAUGACGUAACACAUCCGAAGCCUGAAGUACCACAAAUGGAACCGGCACCUGAAGAGAAGGUGAAGCCAAUCGAAGAAAAGAAAGGCAAAAAAGUGGAACAACCAGAACCGAAACCUGCUCCAGAAGAGAAAGCGAAACCAGUCGAGGAGCAAAAAGCCAAAAAACCUGAAGAAGCACAACCAAAACAGAUUCCUGAAGAGAAGGCGAAGCCAGUCGAAGAAAAGAAAGGGAAAAAAGUCGAACAACCAGAACCGAAACCUGCUNAGGUGGAAGUUAAUGCUGAUGAAAGUGUUGAAUUUUUUGUUAAAGUUUCGGGUGCACCAACACCAACAGUUACAUGGACUCGAAAAGGUAUGACUAUAUCAUCAAAUGAACUUUAUCAAUUACGUACUGAUAAUGAUACACAUUACUUAUUAAUUAAAAAAGCUAUUGCUGAUGUUGCUGGUACUUAUGUUGCAACAGCUGUUAAUACUGCUGGAAAAAUUACAGCAGAUAUUGAUCUUACUAUAACAGGUCUAAGUACUUUAUUCGUACGACCAUUACGUGAUGCAAUUGCUAAUCAAGGACGUCCACUUACUCUUGAUUGUGAAGUUAAUAUUCGAAAUGGUGUUCCAACAAUCAUAUGGAUGAAAGAUAAUAAACCUAUUGUUAAAUCAGAUCGUAUAAUUCCAUCUAUGAAAGGAAAAAACAUUCAUGUAUUAACAAUUAAACAAGCAUUAGCAUCUGAUGCUGGUUAUUAUAGUAUAAAAGCAACGUUAGGUAAUGAAACAAGUACAUCAGAUGCUCAAGUAUUUGUUCAAAUUCCACCAACGAUUGUUAAAAUACCUGAAACAAUAACUGUUGUUGAUGGACAAGAUUGUGAAAUAAAUAUUGAAGUUACUGGUUUACCAUCACCUGUCGUUAAAUGGUCACAUUUAGCUGAAGAUUUAACAACAAAUUCAAAAUAUAAAAUAACAUCAGAUGGUAAUAAUCAUCAAUUACGUAUACAACAUGCAUCUGUACAAGAUGCUGGAGAGUAUCAAGUUUUAUGUACCAAUAAUGUUGGCCGUGUAGCAGGAAAAAUUAUUGUUCGUAUAUCAUCACCACCAAUUAUAGUUGAACCAUUAAAAGAUUUAUUUGUACCAAUGAAACGUACAGCACGAUUAGAAACACGUAUAGAUGCAUUUCCUGAAGCAAAAGCUACUUGGUCAAAAAAUGCCAUACCUAUUGAUUUUAGUUUAUAUGCUGGAAGAAUGAUUGCUGAAGAAAAACGAGGCAUUUAUUCAUUAGUUAUUAAAAAUAUUCAAUUAGAUGAUGGAGGAUUUUAUGUAUGUACAGCACAAAAUUCAUUUGGACAAGUUAAAACAUCUGCAACAUUAGCUAUUGAAAUGGCUCCAAUAUUUUUAAACAAAUUAGAAAAAUUAGAAGGAGUAGAAAAUUGUGAUAUUGAUAUACGUGUUCAAGUUGCUGGAUAUCCAAAACCAAAGUUAGAAUUUGCGUUUAAUCAAAAUCCAAUUGAUGUAAAAGGACGUUAUUCAUUAAAAGAACUUAAAGACGGAUGGUAUGUUUUCACUAUUGCAAAUGCAAAAAGAUCUGAUGCUGGUUCAUAUUCAUGUACAGCAACAAACUCUCUUGGACAAGUAUCAUGUGUUGGAAAAUUAACAUUAUUUCAAUUAUCUGCACCAAAUUUUACUAAAAAUUUAAAUGAUUCUUUAUUUCCCGUUGGUGGAAUAAUAAAACUUGAUAUAAAAGCUAGUGGUUUACCAUUACCACGUUUAGCAUGGUUUAAAGAUGGACAAAUAUUUGAUGAAAAUGAUCGCAUAUCAAUUGUAUUUGAUCCACGUACAACUAUAUGGACAUUAACAAUAAAUGAUUGUCAAGAAAGUGAUACUGGCAUAUAUGAAUGUCGUGCAAAAAAUCCUGGUGGAGAAAAGAUAACAAAAUGUAAAGUAACUGUUUCUGGUGAAGCGCCAACAUUUGUUGAUUCACCAGAAAAAGUUAGCUGUUUGGAAGGACAAACAGCUGUAUUUGGUUGUCGAGUUAGUGGUGAUCCAUAUCCAAUAGUUGUAUGGUCAAGAGGCAAAACAAAAACAUUUACAGAAAAUACACCGAAAUAUGUACUUUAUUAUGAUGAUGAACUUGAUGCACAUUUUUUUGAAAUAAAUCAAUGUUCAGAUGCUGAUACUGGAAUAUAUACAGUUACAAUUCAAAAUACACAUGCAACUGUAACAAAACCAGUUUCAUGUUUUAUUGUAACUAAACCAGAAGAAGUUAUUGAUUAUAAGAGUGUUCUACGUAAAAUGGAAGCUUUACAACGAGCAGGUGCCGGUGGACCAGAUUGGGGUAAAUUGAAGAAAGGUAAAGCUGCAGCAAAAGGACCUACUGAUCCUGGUUGGCAAUAUAAAUUAAAACAUUUUGAAUUAACUGGUGAAGCAGAAGUUACACAAUAUGAUAAACCUCAAGCUGUUGAUCUCGUUGGUUUAUCACCAAGUGAAUUAGCUGCUCGUCGUUCACGUGCAGGUAUUGAUGAUAAUGAAGGUUUAGAAGGUGAUGAUGGACGUGGAUUAAAUGCAUCAACAUCAACAACAGCAAAAGGUCGUAAAGUAUCUCGUCUUGGUCUUAUUACAUUUACUAAACCAUUAACAAAUGUAACUGUAAAUGAAGGUAAACAUGCAACAUUUGAAUGUAAUGUAUCUGAAGCUGAAGCAUCUGUAACAUGGUUAAUUAAUGAUAAACCUGUAUCUAAUGAACGUGCUCAAACAUUAUCUAUUGGUAAAACACGUCGACUUAAUUUAAAAGAUUGUUUAUUAAGUGAAAAUAAUUCUGCAAUAACAUGUGUAUUAGAUGAAGCAACAAAAACAAAUGCACAAUUAUUUGUUAAAGAAGAACCAUUUGAUUUUGUAGAUAAAUUAAAAAAUCUUAAAAUAAAACUUGGUGAUAAAUGUGAAUUACACUGUUCAGUUAAUAAACCAAAUAUUGUUUUACAAUGGUUUAAAGAUGAUAAAUUAAUAACUGAUAUUAAAGAAGAAGUUGAUGGUUUAAUACAUAAAUUAAUUAUACCACAUCUAGAAGAUAAAGAUAAAGGUGUUUAUGUAGCUAAAUAUCAAGAUGUACAAACAGAAGGUCAUGUUGAAGUAUUAGGUCCUCCACAAAUUGUCAAAUCACCAAUUAAUUCAAUUCUUCUUGUUGCUCAAUCAGUUACUCUUACUGCUGAAAUAACUGGUAAUCCAAAACCACAAGUUACAUGGUUAUUCAAAGGUCAACCACUUAAAUCAACUGCAACUAAACAUCAAAUUGAAGCUAAAAAAGAUGGUAUAUAUACAUUAACAAUUCUUAAAGGUGAUACAGCUGAUGAUGGUCAAUAUACUGUCGUUGCUGAAAAUUCAGUUGAUAAAGUUCAAGCAAAUGCUACAGUAAAUGUAUGUACAAAACCAAAAGUUGAUAAAUUAGCUGAUAUUGCUAUUAAUAUUGGUGAAAAUGCUCGUAUUCAAUGUCAAUAUUCUGGCCAACCAAUACCAACUAUAACAUGGUAUAAAGAUGGUAAAGUAAUUCCAACUGAUGAUCAACGAUAUAUAAUUACACAAGAAACAGCAACAUUAUCUGUAUUAACAAUUAAUAAUACAACUAUGGAUGAUAAAGGAGUCUAUUCCGUCAAAUUACAAAAUAUUGCUGGUGAAAUUGAAGGAAAAGCAAACUUAAAUGUUAAACCAAUUAAACCAACAAUAACACGUGAUCUUAAUGCAACAUAUAUUGGUGUUAAAGAUGAAGUUUUUAUUUUAUCAAUAUCUGGUACUGGUAAUCCAACUCCAACAUGUCAAUGGUUUAAAAAUAAUACUGAAUUAACAUCAACAACAGAUGAGCGUAUACAAUUUAAAGAAGAUAAAACAACAAAUGAAUAUUUUCUUAUUAUUAAAAAUUCAAAUCAAAAUGAUAUUGGUGAAUAUCAAUCACAAUUAACAAAUGCUGCUGGUUUCGUUAAAUCAAAAAAGAGUAAAAUUACUAUACAAAAACAACCAACAUUUAUUAGAAAACCCGAAACAAUAACUCUUAAUCAAACAGAAACAUGUAAAAUUGAUUGUCAAAUCGAUGCAUUACCACAAGCAAAAGUAACAUGGUUAUUAGCUGGUAAACCAGUUUCACCUAAAGAUGGUUAUGAAACAACAUUUGAUACCAAAACAGGUAUUGCUACAUUAACUAUUAAAAAUAUAACAACAAAACAUGCUGGUUUAAUAACUGUCAAAGCUGAAAAUGCAAUUGGUACAGCUGAAGAAACAGUUAAUAUUAAUAUUCGUUCGCCACCAAUUCUUCUUAAACCUUUAACAGAUACAGAAGUCAUUACAAAUAAUGAUACAACAUUUAUUUGUGCAUUUCAAUCAUCACCACAAGCAAAUAUUCAAUGGUUUUAUAAUGGUAAACCAUUAUCUUCAUUACCAAAUAAAUAUGAUAUAUCAUAUGAUUCGACAACAAAUCAAUAUAAACUUGUGAUUAAAAAUACUGUAUUAGAUGAUCAUGGAAUUUAUAGUGCACAAGCAACAAAUGAACUUGGACAAACUCAAACUGAAGCUAAACUUAAUGUUAUACAUGCACCGAAUUUUCUUAAUGGUUUACAAGAUACAUCAGUUAUUGCUAAAGAAACUAUUGAAUUAAAUAUUAAAGUUAUUGGUACACCACAACCAACAAUAACAUGGUUAAAAGCUGGAAAAGAAAUAAAAUCUGAUGAGAAAAAAUAUUCUAUUGUACCUAUUGACAAAGAUGGUAAUGCAAAAUUAAUAAUAAAAGAUGUUAGUGAAGAAGAUCAAAGUUUAUAUUCAUGUAUAGCUAAAAAUAAAGUUGGUACUAAUCAAACUGAUGGACAUUUAAAAGUUUUAGCACCAUUAAAAUUUAUUCAACCAUUACAAGAUAUUGAUGUACUUAAUACACAAAAUGCUACAUUAACUUGUGAAGUACAAGGUAUUCCAAAAGCUAAUGUUAAAUGGUUUUUUAAUGAUAUUGAACUUAAAUCAACACAAAAACAAGCUAUUACAGCUAAACAAAAUAUUCAUACAUUAACUAUUAAUCGUGCUGAUCAAACUGAUGCUGGUGUUUACAAAGCUGUUGCAGAUAAUGGUACUGGAACACCAGUUGAAACAACUUGUACUCUUACUGUUGGCAGUAAACCAAAAGUUGAAGGUAAACCUGUUGAUGCUACAGUUAUUGUUGAACAACCAGCUGUUCUUCAAUGUACAUUUUCUGGUUUUCCAAAACCUGAAGUUACUUGGUUUAAAGAUAAUGUUCCAAUAGUAGUAGAUCAACGUAUAACUAUUGAAGAAAAUCAACCAAAUGUUCAUUCAUUACAUAUAAAUCAAUCACAAAUGGACGAUAAAGCAACAUAUUUAUGUAAAGCUAAAAAUCGUUUUGGUGAAAUUGAUGCUAAAAUGAAUUUAAAUGUUAAUUCAAUAAAACCAACUAUUAUACGAGAUUUACAAGAUCAAAACAUAAUUGAAAAAAAUCAACCAAUUGAACUUCAAAUUGAAAUUACUGGUAUACCACAACCACAAAUUAAAUGGUUUAAAGGUAAUGAUGAAAUAACUACAAUAACUCAUAAAGAUUAUGAAAUCAAAUUUGAUAAUAAACAAACAUAUACAUUAUUUAUACAAAAUUCAACACCAGAACAUCAAGGUGAAUAUUCCGUUCAAGCAACAAAUCAAGGUGGUACAAUUAAAUCAAAGAAAACAAAAGUUAUCGUACAGAAAAAAACAGAAUUUAUUAAAUUACCACAAUCACAAACUGUUAAUGAUGGACAAUCCGUUGUAUUUGAUGGUCAAAUUGAUGCUUAUCCUCAACCGAAAGUUACAUGGCUUAAAAAUGGUAAACCAUUAACACCUGAUCUUGGUUUUGAAAGUCAAUAUGAUGCUAAAACUGGUCAUAUUACACUUAAACAUAAAGCAGCAACUAAUAAGCAAGCUGGUGAACUUAUUUGUCGAGUUGAAAAUUCAGCUGGUACAACUGAUGCAUCAGUAACACUUGAUGUUCAAACUGGACCAAUUAUCACAAAGAAAUUAACUGAUCAAGAAGUUAUGAUCGAUAAUGAAAUACGUUUUGUUGUUGAUAUUGCAGGUUCGCCAACACCUACUAUAUCUUGGACAAAAGAUGAUCAUCCAGUUACAUCUGAUAAUGAUCAUAUUAUUGAAUCAGAUAAAGCAACUCAUACAUUAAUAAUUAAAAAUGUUAAAUCAACCGAUGAAGGUAAAUAUCGUGUUGUAGCUGAAAAUCCUCUUGGUCAUGUUGAUUCAACGGGUCAAUUAAUUGUUCUGGAACAACCAUUAAUUGAUCAAUCAUUUGGUGAUGUAACUCAACCAAUUGGUUCAGAUGUUAGUCUUAAAUGUAAUAUAAUUGGUGGUCGACCAAAACCAACAAUAACAUGGCUUAAAAAUGGUAAAGAAUUUAAAGGAGAUGAUCGACAUAUAAUAACAUCAACAACAGAUGGUUCAUGUGAAUUAUUAAUUAAAUCACUUGAUGAAACAGAAAAUCAAGCUAAAUAUACAUUAUUAGUUAAAAAUAAAGUUGGACAAAAAGAAAUCAAUUCAACAAUUACAGUUAAAGCACCAUUAGAAUUUGUUCAAUCAUUAAAAGAUCAAGAUAUACUUGCACAAUCAUCAUGUGUAUUAACUGUUGAAACAAAUGGAAUACCUAAACCAACAGUUAAAUGGUAUUUUAAUGAUCAAGAACUUAAAAAUACACCCAAGACUAAAAUUGAAUCAAAACAAAAUAUUCAUACAAUAACAUUACCUAAAGUUGAUUUACCUGAUGAAGGUGUUUAUAAAUGUGUUGCAACAAAUCCUGAUGGAACUAUUGAAACAAAAGCACAUAUUUCUGUUUGCACUAAACCAAAAGUUGAUGGUAAAGUCAAUGAUGUUACGGUUCAAAUCAAUGACUCUGCAGAAUUACGUACUAAAUUCAUUGCUAUACCAAAACCAACUAUUGCUUGGUAUAAAGCCAAUGAUCUUAAUAAUCCAUUACAAUCAAAUGAUAAUAUUGAAAUAAGUGAAUUACCUGAUGGUACAAAUAUACUUAAAUUAAAAAAGACUGAAUUAACCGAUAGUUCAGCAUAUAUUGCUCGUGCAACAAAUAAAAUUGGUGAAAUUGAUUCAAAAAUAAACUUAACUGUUAAAGAAAUUAAACCACAAAUUUUAUCUGAUAUCACAAAUAUGACUGCUAUUCGUGAUGAAUCAGUACAAUUUAGUAUAAAAGCAACAGGAAAUCCUCAACCAACAAUUCGUUGGUUUAAAAAUGAUACUGAAGAAAUUCUUUCAACAGAUCAAGAUUAUGAACUUAUUCAUGAUACUUCAUCAGAUACAUAUAUUCUAAAAAUUAAUAAAUGUAAACCUGAACAUCAAGGUGAUUAUUCAGCUAUAAUCACAAAUUCAGGUGGUACAGUUAAAUCUAAAAAAGGCAAAUUAACUAUAACAAAAUCUCCGGAAUUUCUUGAAAAACCAACAUCAAUUGAUAUAAAUGAAAAUGAUUUAGCUGAAUUUCGUGCAAAAAUUGAUGCUUAUCCAGCAGCAAAAAUUUCUUGGUUAUUUGAAGGUAAACCAAUAACACCUAAAGAUGGAUUUGAUGUACAUACAGAUCAAACAACUGGUACAUCUGUAUUAACUAUCAAACAAACAUUACCUAAACAUGCUGGAAAAAUUACUGUUAAAGCUGAAAAUCCAUCAGGUUCAAUUGAAGAUAGUGUUCAAUGUUCAGUUAAAACUGGACCAAAAAUAACAAAAAAACCAACUGAUGUCGAAGCUUUAUUACAUACAGAUGCUGUUUUUCUUAUUGAUGUAUCAGGUUCACCAAAACCAGAAAUUGAAUGGAUUCAUCGUGAUCAAUCAAUAAAAUCGUCAAAUAAAUAUGAAAUAGUCGAAGAAAGUUCAACAGUAACUAAAUUAAUCAUUCAUGAUAUUACACCUGAAGAUGAAUCACCUAUACAAAUUAAAAUUAAGAAUCCACUUGGUCAAAAUGAAACUACAGUUCAACUAAAAGCACUUGAAACACCACGUAUUGAGCCACAAUUAACAGAUCAAGAAGUAACACUUAAUGAAGCACUUGUUCUUAAAACAAAUGUUUAUGGUCGACCAAAUGUUGAUAUUCAAUGGUUAAAAGAUCAAAAACCAAUAGCACAAUCAGAUCGUAUUAAAAUUCAACGUAAUGAUAAUGAAUGUUCAUUAGCAAUAGCAAAUAUUAAAGAAGAAGAUAUUGGUACAUAUACAUUAUCAGUUAAAAAUAAACUUGGAAAAAUUGAUACAACAUCAAAUGUUAAAGUUACUGCAGCAUUAAAAUUUGCUAAACAAUUAAAUGAUUUAGAUAUUAUACAAGGUUCAAAUGGAGUUUUAUCUGUUGAAUGUGAAGGUGUACCAAAACCUAAAUUAACAUGGUAUUUCAAUGAUAAUGAAAUUAAAUCUACUCAAAAAACUCGUAUUGAUACCAAAGGUUCAACAAGUACAUUAACAAUAAACAAAGCUGAUAUGCCUGAUAUUGGUGUUUACAAAGUUGUAGCUGAUAAUGGAAAAGAAAAAAUUGAAACACAAACAAAUGUUGAUAUUUAUUUAAUUCUAAUGUUCGUUUUAGUUAAACCAAAAAUUGAUGGUAAAUCUACGGAUGUAACAUGUUUAUUGGAUGAAACAGCUAAACUUAAUAUUAAAUUUUCGGCUAUACCAAAACCAAAUAUUACAUGGCAUAAAGCUGACGGUACUGAAAUAAUACCUGAUGAUCAUAUUCAAAUUGUUACUGAUGAUAAUGGACAAUCAACAUUAAUUAUUAAUAAGACUACAUUACAAGAUACUCAAGCAUAUACUGCUCGUGCAACAAAUAAAGUUGGGUCAAUUGAUGCUAAAAUUAAUCUAAAUAUUAAAGAAGUAAAACCAACAUUAAAAAAUGAUCUUGAACCACAAACAAUCAAUGUUAAUGAUGAACUUAUUUAUCGUCUUGUUGUUGAUGGUCGACCAAUACCAACUGUUAGAUUCUAUAAAGAUGGUAAUGAAAUAGGUCCAGUUACUAUUGAAAAAUCUCCAACACCAGAUGAUUCUCUCAUAACUGCUAUUCUUCAUAUUCCAAAAGCAUCUAUUACUGAUCAAGGGGAAUAUCAAGCUUCGGUUGAAAAUCCUGCAGGUGUUAUUAAAACUAAAAAAGCUAAAGUAACCGUUCAACAAAGUCCAACAUUUGUUAAAACACCUGAAGAUGCAACUGUUAGUCAAGGUAAAGAAGUUACAUAUGAAGCUCAAAUAUCAGCAUAUCCAAUAGCUAAAGUAACGUGGUUACUUAAUGGAAAACCUUUAACACCCAAUGCUGAUUGUUCUAUAACAUUUGAUAAUUCAACACAAAAAGCCUUAUUAACAUUACGUAAAAUCGAUGCUAAUAAACAUUCAGGUAUAAUAACAUGUCAAAUUGAAAAUGCAGCAGGAAAACUUACACAUGAUGUUAAACUUGAUGUUCUUACACAACCAAAAAUACUUAAAGAAUUAAAAGAUGAAAAUAUUGUUGAAGGACAAGAUGUAACAUUAUCAAUUGGAACAAGUGGAUAUCCAAAACCUAAAGUAGAAUGGUUUUUUAAUGAUAAACCUAUUGUACAUGAUGAUCAACAUUAUCAAAUAAUUACAAAAGAAGAUGAAAAUUUAUAUGAACUUAAAAUAAAACAAACAAAAUCAACGGAUAAAGGACUUUAUAAAGUUCAUAUAACAAAUUCUGAGGGUGAAAUAACAAGUCAAGCUAAUUUAGAUGUUCAUAUUGCACCUAUAAUUAGUUCUUUUCCAGCAAAAAUUGAAGCUAUUCAAGGACAACAAGUUAUAAUACCAUGUCAAAUAUCUGGACAACCAAAACCUGAAAUAACAUUUUUAAAAGAUAAGAAAGAUGUAACAACACUUGAAGAUAAAAAUCGUUUUCAUAUUGAAUAUGAUGAUAAAACUGAUGAAGUACGUUUAAUUAUUUCCGAUGUUAAAGAAGAUGAUCAAGGUAAAUAUACAAUACGUGCAAAAAAUCUUGUUAAAACAAUUGAAGAACAAACAAAUUUAAAUGUAUCAGCACCAUUAUCAUUUAUUGAUCAAUUACAAGAUACAGAUGUUAUAAGUGGACAAAAUUUAACAUUAACAUGUCGUUGUCAAGGUAUACCAAAACCAACAAUAAAAUGGUAUCAAAAUGAUAAUGAAAUAAAAUCAACAACAAAACAAAAAAUUGAAUCAAAACCUGAUGGUACACAAACAUUAACAAUAAAUCGUGUUGAUUUAACUGAUGGUGGACAAUUUAAAAUUGUUGCAAUUAAUCCACAAGGUACAAUAACAUCAACAUCUAAUGUUAGUGUACUUAUGAAACCAAAAAUUGAUAGUAAACCACAAGAUACUCAAGUUAUUAUUGGUGAAUCAGCACAAUUAAAUAUGAAAGUAUCUGGUAUACCAAAACCAAAUAUUCAAUGGUUAAAAAAUAAUCAAGUAUUUGAUAUUGAUAAUCAACGUAUAAAAACUAUUGAAAAAGAUGAUGUAUAUUCAUUAAUAUUUGAUAGUACACAAUUAGAUGAUAAAGCAUCAUAUACAUUAAAAGCAAUAAAUCCAGCUGGUGACAUUGAAUCACCUAAAAUGACAUUGAAUGUAACAUCUGUUCAACCAAAAAUAAAAUUAGAUUUACAACCAACAUUAAAUGUAACUAAACAUGAAUCAAUUAUUUUAACAAUUCAAGCUGAUGGUAAACCAAAACCAAAAAUACAAUGGUUUAAAGGAAAUGAAGAAAUUUCUAUAAAUCAACCUAAUGUUAAAAUUAUUGAAGAAGAUGAUAAUACUUAUAAAUUAAUUAUUGAAAAAGCUACAGAAAAAGAUCACGGAGAAUAUAGUGCAAUUAUUCAAAAUCCUGGUGGACAAAUCAAAUCAAAGAAAACUAAUGUUACUGUUACAAAAUUACCUGAAUUUCUAUCUAAACCAAUGGAUACAACUAUAAAACAAGGUGAUACAGCUACAAUUGAAUGUCAAAUUGAUGGUUUUCCAUUACCUAAAAUAACUUUAUUACAUAAUGGAAAAUCAUUAACACCUAAAGAUGGUAUUGAACAAACAUAUGAUGCAGCAAAUCAUCGUCUUCUAAUAACUGUUAAAAAUGCACGUGUUGAUCAAACAGGUACAUUAACUUGUAAACUUGAAAAUGCAAUCGGUUCAAUAGAAGCUUCAUGCCAAUUAAAUAUAACAGCUGCUCCAAUUAUUUCUAAAGGUUUAACUGAUCAAGAAUGUUUAUUAGAUAAAGAACUUCAUUUAACAAUUACUUCAACAGCAAGUCCACAACCAUCAAUAAAAUGGUUUAAAGAUAAUGUUGAAUUAAAAGAUAUUGGUAAACAAAUAUCUGAUAAUACAUAUGAAUUAAUUAUUUCCAAUGUUAAACCCGAAGAUGAAGGUACUUAUAAAGUUGUUGUAUCAAAUGAACUUGGUGAUAAAGAAUCUCAAUGUAAAUUAACUGUUAUACAACCAACUGAUCUUAAAUGUGAAUUUCCAGAACAACAAACUAUUCAAAUUGGUCAAUCUAUUCAUCUUGAAUGUCAUGUUAGUGGACGUCCACAACCAGAUAUAACAUGGACAAAAGAUGGCAAAGAAAUAAAACCAUCUGAUCGUGUUGAAAUUGUCAAAAAACCUGAUGGUACUUGUUCAUUAACAAUUAAACAAGCAACAUCAGAUGAUAAAGGUGUUUAUAAAGUAAUAUGUAAAAAUAAAUUACAAACACGUGAAGCUCAAACACAAAUUCAAGUAUCAUCACCAUUAAAAUUUAAUACAACACUUAAAGAUACUAUUGCACAAGUUGGACAAAGUGUUACACUUGAAGUUGAUUGUGAAGGUUUACCAAAACCAACAAUUAAAUGGUUUUUCAAUGGCCAAGAAAUAACUCCAUCAGGCAAAUAUAAAAUUGAAUCAAAAGGAAAUCUUAAUAAAUUAACAUUACCUAAAGUUGAUCUUAUCGAUACGGGUGUAUAUGAAGUUGUUGUUUCAAAUGGUAUUGAUACAAUCAAAGCUCAAUCAAAAGUUGAUGUUUGCAUCAAACCUAAAGUUGAAGGUAAACCAUCCGAUGUUAAUGUUAAUAUUAAUGAACCAGCUAAACUUCAAUGUAAAAUAUCUGCUUCACCAACACCAACUAUAGUUUGGCUUAAAGAUGGUAAACCACUUGAACCAUCAGAUAAUAUAACAACACAAACAGAACCUGAUGGUACACAAAUUCUUCAAUUUAAAUCUGCUCAAAUAAUCGAUAAAGGAAGUUAUACAUGUCAAGCAACAAAUAUAGGUGGUACAAGUGAAGUUAAAUUGAAUUUAAAUGUUCAACAAAUAAAACCAACAUUAAAAGUUGAUCUUACUAAAGAUAUUAUUGGUCAAGCUGAUGAACCUGUAUCACUUACCAUACAAGCAUCUGGUACAAAACCACAAGUUAAAUGGUUUAAAGAUGGUGAAGAAAUAAUAAAAACUGUUGAAGAAGAAUAUGAAAUUAUUGAAGAAGAAGAAACAUUUACAUUAUUAAUAAAACGUGCACAACCAAAAGAUAGUGGUGAAUAUCAAGCAACAAUUACAAAUGAUGUUGGACAAAUAAAAUCGAAAAAAAUCAAAGUACAAAUACAAAAAGCUGCACAAUUAAAAAAGAAACCUGAACCUAUUGUUAAUGUGAAACAAGGUGAACAAGCACGUUUUGAAUGUGAAUUUGAUGGUAAUCCAAUACCAAAAGUAUCUUGGUUACGUGAUGGAAAACCGUUAACAGCUAAAGAUGGUUUUGAAAUAAAAACUGAUGCAACUAUAGGAAAAAGUGUUUUAAUUAUUAAUCAAACAACAGCUAAACAUUCAGGUCCAAUAACAUUACGUUUAGAAAAUUCUGUUGGAAAACCAAUUGAAGAAAUAAUUCAAUUACAAGUUGAAACAGCACCACAAAUUUUACAAAAACCACAAGCAACUAAUGAAAUACAUUUAAAUGAAACAGCUUCAAUUAAUUUUAAAUGUUUAUCAACACCAAAACCAGUAAUACGUCUAUUUAAAAAUGAUAUUGAAAUACAAUUAACUGAUGAUCAUUAUGAACUUAUAACAAAUUCAACAGAUUCAACAUUAUAUGAAAUUAAAAUAAAAAAUGUUCAAAUUGAUGAUGAAGGAAAUUAUCGUUUACAUAUUGAAAAUUCUUUAGGAAAUAUUGAAUCAAAUUUUCAAAUAUCAACUGUUGAUAAUGUAUCAAUUCAAUCAUCAGCUAAACCAAUUAAUACAGAUUUAAAACAACAUGAUACAUUAACACUUGAGUAUACUGUUAAUGGACGACCAAAACCUGAUAUUGUUUUUAUGAAAGAUGGUAAAGAAAUAAAACCAUCAACAAGAACACAAAUUACAUAUGAUGAAACAACAGGUAUUUGUCGAUUAAUAACAACUGAUGUUGGACAAGAAGAUCAAGGUGUUUAUACAUUAAUAGCUAAAAGUAAAUUAGGUAAACAAGAAAGUGAACCAAUUAAAAUAAAUGUUACUGCACCAAUUACUAUUAAAAAGACUCUACCAGAAACAAUUGAUGCUAUUUUUAAUGAGCAAACAACAUUAACUAUCGAAGCUGAAGGUAUUCCUCAACCGAAAAUAACUUGGCUAUUCAAUGAUCAACCACUUAAAUCUUCACCAAAACAUAAAAUUGAAAUACCAAAAGACAAUCCACAUUUAAAUACAUUAACAAUAACAAAAUUAGAUAAUUCUGAUAGUGGUAAAUAUACAGCUAUUAUUGAUAAUGGUCUUGAAAAACUUCAAUCAAAUUGUCAAUUAAAUAUUUAUUCGAAACCUAAAUUAGAAUCAAAAUUAGAACCAACAAUGACAUUUAAUAUUGGUGAACAAGGUUCUAUACCAAUACGUCUUAGUGGUGAAGAUAAUACAAUAACUUGGUUUAAAGAUUCUCAACCAAUUGAUUUUAAUGAUCGUAUACGUUUCAUAACAGAAGAAAAUAAUUCAUAUCGAUUAAUUAUUGAUGAUCUUCGCUCUGAAGAUAAAGGUAUUUAUUCAAUGAUUAUUAAAAAUAAAGGUGGAACUUUAGAAGCUAAAACAACAUUAAAUAUAAAAGAACAAAAACCACAAAUUUUAAGUGAUUUAAAUGAUUCACCAGGUGCAAAUAUAGCAAAAAUUGGUGAAGAAUUUUCAUUAGAAAUUCAUGCACAAGGUAAACCACGACCAAAUGUAACAUGGUUAUUUAAUGGACAAGAAUUAUCUUCAAAUUCAUCUGAUUAUGAAAUCAUUGUUACAGACGAUGGUUAUUAUCGUAUUAUAUUUCAUCAAUUUAAUGAACAUUAUCUUGGUGAAUAUCAAGCUGUAAUAACAAGUUCGGCAGGUACAAUAAAAACAAAGAAAAUUAAAGUAACCGGACAACAAAUACCAAUAUUUACACAAGAACCACCAAAAUCUCUUCAAGUUAAAACAGGUGAAAAAUUAACAAUUGAAUGUACAACAAAAGGAUAUCCACCACCAAAAAUAUCAUGGUUACUUAAUGGAAAAACAUUAACAAAUAAAGAUGGUUUUGAUAUUAAAUUUGAUCAAACAACUGGUCAAGCAACAUUUAUUAUACCAAAUGCAACAAUGAAACAUUCAGGAAAAUAUGAAUGUAAAAUUGAAAAUCAAUAUGGUACACAUACAUCUGAAAUUAAUAUAGAUGUUCUUGCACCACCAACUGUUCAACAAAAAAUGCAAGAUUUUGAAAUAUCUCGUGGACAAGAUGUAACUAUAACAGUUACAGCUGAUGGUAGUCCAUUACCAACAUGUACAUGGUUUCAUAAUGAUAAACCAGUUGAAAUACAACCUGAUCAUAUUGUUGUUAUUAAUGAUGGACCAACACAUAGUUUGAAAUUACUUAAUGUUCAGUUAAAUGAUGAUGGACAAUAUAAAGCUGUUAUUGAAAAUCAAAUGGGUAAAACAGAAUUAGUCAGUCAAGUCACUGUUAUGGAUGCACCCGAUAUAUCUACGGAACCCAUUGAUAUUCAUGUAAGUCAAGGUGGUUCAUGUACACUUCAAUGCCAAGCACCAGGUAAACCAUUACCUGAAGUAAAAUGGACGAAAAAUGGUAAAGAAUUAAAAUCCAAUGAAAAUCUUUUACUUGAAUCAUUACCUGACGGUAAUCAUCAAUUAACAUUAACUAAUGCUCAAGCGGAUCACAGUGGUCAAUAUAUUGCAAAUGUUAAACAUAAAAUUCGAACACAGCAAAUGGUUUUUAAUAUUAUUGUUACAGCUCCACUUGAAUUAAAACAAACACCAAAUGAUGUUAAUGUUCUACAAACACAAAAUGCACAAAUCAUAUUUGAAGUUGAUGGUUUACCGCGACCAAAUAUUACUUGGUUAUUUAAUGGAACUCCUAUACAACCAUCAGCUAAACAUAAAAUGGAAACUAAAGGAAAUCAAAUCAUUCUCAAUAUCAACAAAGCAGAUUUUCCUGAUUCAGGAAUAUAUACCGCCAUAAUUGAUAAUGGUAUUGAAAAGAUUGAAGUUCCAGUAAAAAUGAAUGUUGGAGUGAAACCAAAAGUUGAAGCUUCAAAACCAGCCAAUGAACAAUCAUGUGUAAUUGGUCAAGAUGCACAAAUCUCAUGGAAAUUUAGUGGUGUUGAGAAACCCCAUGUUACUUGGCUCUUCAAUGGACAACCAUUACCCACUAAUGAACGCUUCCAAGUCAUUGAAACUGAAGAUGGAACAUCAACAUUAUCUAUUCGACAUGCCGAACUUACUGAUAAAGGUAUUUAUACUGCCAAAGCAACAAAUGCCGUCGGUGAAGUUGAAGCUAAAACAACAUUGAAUAUUGCUGGAGUGAAACCUGUCUUGACAAAUGAUCUUGAAGCGACUACUCAUGCUACUAAAGGUGAAUCAAUGACUAUAAAAUUAUCAGCUACUGGUACACCUAAACCAGAGGUUGUUUGGAUGCGUGGCAAUGAUGAACUUGUUCCAAGUGAUCAUAUUCAAGUAACAGCACCAACAACUGAAGGGGAUGAUACAUAUACAUUAACUAUUUUGAAUGUUCAACCUGAAGAUCAAGGAGAUUAUUCAGCUAAGAUAACGAAUGUUGGUGGAUCACUCAAAUCUAAGAAAUGCAAAGUCGCUGUUACAAAAUCACCUGCAUUUGUUGCUAAGCCUGCAACGCAAGAAGUAAAACAAGGUGAAACAGCAGUAUUUGAAACAAAGAUUGAUGGAUAUCCAACACCUAAGAUAACAUGGCUUCUCAAUGGUAAACCAUUAACACCAAAAGAAGGUGCUCAAGUUGAAUUGAAUGCAGCUACUGAAGAAACAGUUAGUGGAAAAGAUGUUGCAUUACGAGUUGUUGUACGUGGUUCUCCACGACCAGAAGCACAAUGGUUCUUUAACGAUACGCCAAUAGCACCAGAGAAUACUUCAUGUGAUGAAGAAAAGAGUGAAUAUCAACUAUUGUUGAAAGAAACGUCUGUUACUGCUAAUGAAGGAACAUAUCGAGUAGUAUUGAAGAAUGAACUUGGAGAAACGGAAUCAACACCAUGCAUAUUGACCGUAUUGGAACCAGUUAAGUUAACAAAGAUUUCUCCAACAUCAGAAGUAAUUGAUUUGAAAGUUGGUGAACCAUUUGAAAUCUCCGCUGAUGUUGAUGGAAAAGAAGCGCCUAAAGUACAAUUAUUAAAAGAUGGUAAAGAAGUUAAAUUUACAAGCAUUGAAGGUCCACGACAUGUGUAUUCGGUGACUGAGGUGAAACCUGAACAUCAAGGUGUAUAUAAAUUGAUGGCGAAGAAUAAGACGUCGUCUGAAGAAACAACUGUAACAUUAAAUAUCACAGCUCCACUUAAUAUUGUUCAACCUCUUAAUGAUAUCAAUGUUCUGAUGGGCCAGAGUGGUACAUUCUCGUUUGUUUGCGAUGCUUUCCCUGCACCGAAAGUAACAUGGUUUAUGAACGACAAUGAAUUGAAGAAUUCGACGAAACAUAAGAUUGAGGCAAAACAAAAUGUAUACACAUUGACUGUUAACAAAUGUGAAAAUACGGAUAUCAGCACUUAUCGUGCUGUAAUCGAUAACGGCGUUGAUAAAGGUGAACAAACAGCUAAACUAAAUGUUGGUACUAAGCCAACAGUAGUCGGAAAACCAACUGAUGUUCAAGUACAAAUUGGUCAAUCAGCUCGUCUUCAAGUACAAUUUGCUGGACAACCGCUACCUGACAUUACAUGGUUAAGAGCUGAUGGUCAACCACUUGGUGAACAUGCCAAGAUUGCAAACGAUGAAAAUGGUCUUGCUGUACUGGUAUUCGAUUCAACAGUAUUACCUGAUAAAGGUGGUUACGUAGCAAAAGCGACAAACAUUGUUGGAUCUGUCGAACAAAAGAUCAACUUAGAUGUGAAAGAAAUUAAACCAACAAUUAUUCGUGACCUUGAAGCAGCUAUUAAUGCUACAAAAGGAGAACCAAUGACAUUAACUAUUGAAGCAACUGGUAAUCCAAAACCAACAGUUCGAUUCUUCCGUGGUGCAGACGAACUUGUUGCUGCCGAAGGUCAAAUUGAAAUAAAAGAAUCUGAAGAUGGUCAAACAUUUACAGCAACUAUCCUUAGUAUUCAACCAAAUCAACAAGGUGAUUAUACAGCAACUGUUCAAAAUACAGGUGGAAUGGCAAAGAGUAAGAAAUGUAAAGUUACUGUUACAAAAACUCCAACAUUUAUACGGACACCACAAGAUUUAACAGUUGCUGAUAAAUCUGAAGCAAUUUUUGAGUCGGAAAUCGAUGCAUUUCCAUCUGCAAAAAUUACUUGGUUAAAAGAUGGAAAACCCUUAACAGUCAAAGAAGGUGUUGAAAUUCAAGCACAAAAUGAUAAAGGUCUUUAUACACUUCGUAUUCCUCAAGUUGAUACAACAAAACAUAUGGGUACAAUGAUAUGUCGUGCAGAAAAUGCUAUUGGUACUACUGAACAUCCAAUUCAAUUAAAUAUUACAACAGCUCCAACAUUAAAGACACAAUUAAAAGAUCUUGAAGUUUUACGUGGACAAGAUGCAAUAUUUACUGUUGAUAUUCAAGGUUAUCCAAUACCAGAAAUAAUUUGGAGUCGUGCUGAUAAAGUUCUUGAAGAGCAAAAUGAACUAAUAGGAUUUUCUGAUGAUCGAAAACAAUUAACAAUACGUAAUGUGCAAAUUGACAAUGAAGAUGAAUAUAAUAUACGAGUUGUUAAUGAAUUUGGUGAAGUUACAAGUAAAGCAAAAUUAAGUGUAUUAGAACUUCCCGAAAUUCAACCAUUAUUAGAAGAUAAAAAUACUCAAAUUCGUCAACAGAUUGAAUAUUCAACAACAAUUACUGGGCGACCAUUACCUGAAAUUCAAUGGUUAAAAAAUCAAAAACCAUUAAAUGCAUCACCACCACAUAUAAAUAUUGAAACCAUUGAAGAAAAUGUUAUAAAAACUACACUUCAUAUUGAUAAUAUUCAAUCCGAUGAUGAUGGUACAUAUACAAUACGUGUUAAAAAUCGUGCUGGACAAAAAGAAUCAUCAUCAAAAUUAAAUGUUUUAGCUAAAUUAACAUUUAUUAAAAAAAUUCAAGAUGAAAAUGUUAUUCAAGGACAACCAAUUUCAUUUCAAUGUCAAAUAGAAGCAAUACCAAAACCAAAAGUAACAUUUUAUUUGAAUGAUCAAGAAUUAAAAUCCGGAGGAAAAAUAAAAAUUGAAUCAAAAGGCGAUUUAAAUACAUUAUCAUUUUCAAAAGUUGAUUUAGUUGAUAGUGGAAUCAUUAAAGUUAUUGCUGAUAAUGGCUUAGAUAAAGACGAAAUAAGUGCAAAAUUAAAUGUUUGCGUGAAACCAAGCCUAGUCGGAAAACCAACUGAUGCUCAAGUAUCAAUUGGACAACCAGCAAGAUUACAAUGUGGUUUUACUGGUUUACCAAUGCCAGAAUUGAAAUGGUCACGUGUUGAUGGACAACCAUUAAAUGAAGGAAUUGAAAUAGCUAACGAUGAAAAUCAAGGCAUAGCAGCUUUAGUUUUUAAUACAACUUCAAUGGCUGAUAAAGGAGCAUAUCUUGUUAAAGCAACAAAUGUUGUUGGAUCUGUCGAACAAAAAGUUAAUCUUGAUGUUAAAGAAAUCAAACCAACAAUUAUUCGUGAUCUUGAAGCAGCUAUUAAUGCUACAAAAGGAGAACCAAUGACAUUAACUAUUGAAGCAACUGGUAAUCCAAAACCAACAGUUCGAUUCUUCCGUGGUGCAGACGAACUUGUUGCUGCCGAAGGUCAAAUUGAAAUAAAAGAAUCUGAAGAUGGUCAAACAUUUACAGCAACUAUCCUUAGUAUUCAACCAAAUCAACAAGGUGAUUAUACAGCAACUGUUCAAAAUACAGGUGGAAUGGCAAAGAGUAAGAAAUGUAAAGUUACUGUUACAAAAACUCCAACAUUUAUACGGACACCACAAGAUUUAACAGUUGCUGAUAAAUCUGAAGCAAUUUUUGAGUCGGAAAUCGAUGCAUUUCCAUCUGCAAAAAUUACUUGGUUAAAAGAUGGAAAACCCUUAACAGUCAAAGAAGGUGUUGAAAUUCAAGCACAAAAUGAUAAAGGUCUUUAUACACUUCGUAUUCCUCAAGUUGAUACAACAAAACAUAUGGGUACAAUGAUAUGUCGUGCAGAAAAUGCUAUUGGUACUACUGAACAUCCAAUUCAAUUAAAUAUUACAACAGCUCCAACAUUAAAGACACAAUUAAAAGAUCUUGAAGUUUUACGUGGACAAGAUGCAAUAUUUACUGUCGAUGUUCAAGGCUAUCCAAUACCAGAAAUAAGUUGGAUGCGUGGGAAUGAAACACUUAUUGAAUUAAGUGAUAAGUAUACAUGGUCUGAUGAUCAACAUCGUCAAUUAAUAAUUCAUAAUAUUCAAGUUGAAGAUGAAGAUGAAUAUAAUGUUCGAAUACAUAAUGAAUUUGGUGAAGUUACAAGUAAAGCUAAACUUUCAUGUUUAAUUCCACCAAGUAUAUCACCAGCUACCGUUGAUGAUACACUUUUACAACGUGGUGAUGAAAUUGAAUAUCGAUUUGAAAUAGAAGGUCGUCCACAAGUUGAUAUAACAUGGUUGAAAAAUGGUAAAGAACUUAAAUUAAAUGAAAAUCCAAAUUAUAUCUUCACAUCUGAUAAAGAAAAUAAUAAAGAAUCAUUUAAAAUUGUUAAAGCUGAUGGUGAUGAUCAAGCACGUUAUACAUUACAAAUAAAAAAUAAAGCUGGAAAAGCUGAAGUAAAUAUAAAUACAAUUGUUAAAGCUAAUCUACAAUUUACUAAGACACUUUCUGAUGUUGCUACAAUUGUUGGACAACCAAUAACAUUUUCAUGUGAAUGUUUUGGUUUACCAAAACCAACAUUAAUUACAUGGUACUUUAAUGAUAUUGAAAUAAAAGUAUCAGCAAAAUAUAAAAUUGAAUCAAAAUAUCCCUUAAUAAAUUUAACUGUUAAUAAAACAGAUUUAAUUGAUAUUGGUAAAUACCGUGUUGUUAUUACAAAUGAUGAACAAACAAUUGAAAGUCAAGCAAAUUUACUAGUACAAACAAAACCCAAAUUAGAAGGUAAACCACAAGAUGCACAACCAAUUAUUGAAGAAUCAGCUAGAAUACAAUGCAAAUUUUCUGGUUCACAACCAUUUAAUGUAACUUGGUUAAAGAAUAGUGAAACUUUGACUUUACCAAAUGAUAAUAUUGAAGUUAUUAAUGAAGUUGAUACUGGUAUACAAGCACUUGUUUUUAAACGUGUUGAUAUUGAUGAUAAAGCUAGUUAUACAGUUCAAGUUGCAAAUAUGGUUGGACAAGCUGAAGGAAAAAUGAAUUUAACACCAAAAGAAAUUAAACCAACAAUCAUUACUGAUCUCGAAGGAAAAACAGUUCAAAAAGGUGAAUCAUGCGAAUUAACAAUAAUAGCUGAAGGUAAACCUCAACCACAGUGUAAAUGGGCAUUUAAUAAUCAAGAUUUAACAUUAAUUCCUGGUGAAAUCGAAUCCGUAAAUGAUGAAAAUGAUAAACGUAUAUAUUAUUUACGAAUUCCUUCAACUCAACCAAAACAUAUUGGUGAAUAUUCAUGUACAUUAUCAAAUGGUGGUGGAAGUGUUAAAUCUAAAAAAGUGAAAGUAACUUGUGAAAAAUCUCCACAAUUUCCAUCCGAAUUUGGUAAAACUGUUAAAGCUAUUCAAGGUGAUGAUACAAGAAUUGAAAGUUCAAUUGAUGCUUAUCCAUUACCACAAUUUACUUGGAGUCGAGCAUCGAAUGAUAAAGCAUUAUCAGAUAAAGAUGAAAAUUAUUCAAUUGCAUUUGAUACUGAUCAAAAUGCAUCAUUAUUAUUAAUAAAACAAGUUAAUAAAGUUGCACAUGAAGAUGAGUAUAUAUGUCAUGCAACAAAUGAAUUUGGUUCAGCUACAAUGCGUACUAAAUUACUUGUUCUUAUUCGACCUUAUUUUAUUGAACAAUUAAAAGAUGCACAAUGUCAUGAAUUUAUUGAACAAUAUGCUAUUGAAUAUCAAGCUGAAGGUUUUCCUGAGCCAACAAUACAAUGGACAAGGAACAAUGAAAUAAUUUCAUCAACAUCAAAUGAAUUUCGUAUUGAAAAAAAUCGUUUAAUUAUAUUGGAAACAAAAUUAGAACAUACAGGAACAUAUGCUGUUAAAUUAACAAAUGAAGUUGGCGAAAUUGAAUCAUCUAUGCAAUUAACAGUUACAGAAAGACCUAUUGAAGUUGGUAAACAUCUUGUUGAUACAAAUGGUAUUGAAAAAGAUAAAAUUACAUUUGAAUGUGUAUUUACAAAACCAAUUGAAAAUGUUAAAUGGCUUAAAAAUGGUAUUGAAUUAUCAGAUGAUGCACGUUUUAUACGUAAAGGUGAACCAAAUCAGCGUUACUUUCAAUUAGAAAUUCAUUCAUUAACACUUGAUGAUACAGGAGAAUAUUCUUGUAUUUAUAAUGAAGCAAUUAAUUCAAAAGCAAUGUUAACAGUUAAUGAAUUACCAAUUGAUUUUGAAAAACCAUUAUCAAAUCAAUCAUUAACUGAAUAUGAUACAUUAACACUUGAAUGUAUUGUAACGAAACCAAAUAAACAAGUUAAAUGGUUUUUUGAUAAUCAAGAAUUAAAACCAAAUGAUCGAUGUCGAUUUGAAACUGAAGAAAAAAUUCAUCGAUUAAUUAUUAGUAAUAUGGCACCAAAUGAUGAAGGAAAUUAUGAUGUUAUUACAGAAAGUGAAAGAAAGAGUUCAGCAUUUGUCAGUGUUAAAGAAAUUCCUGUUGAAUUUAUUCGUCCAUUAGCUGAUAUUGAUAUACAAGAACGUGCAUCAGAAUUAAUUCUUGAAUGUGAAUUAAAUAAAUCUGUUCAUGUUGAAUGGUAUCGUUUUUCAACACAAUUAACAUCUUUUACUGAUGAACAACGUAUAUUUCUUGAACAUAAUGAUCUUGUACAUCGUUUAAUUAUAAAAAAUAUUCAAAUGGAUGAUCAAGGAACAUAUACAUGUCUUUAUCCAUCACAACAUGUUGAUUCAACAUGUAAAGUACAUGUUAAUGAAUUACCAUUAGCUAUUGUACAAGGUUUUAAUGAUGAAUAUAUAAUAACUGAAAAUGAUGAUUUAAUAUUAAAUAUUGAAUUAAAUAAAAUAAGUUUCUUAAAAUAUGAAUGGCUUAAAGAUGGUAUACCUAUUGAAAAUAAUGAACGUAUUAAAAUGAAUGUUCAAGGUGAAAAAUAUCAAUUAAAAUUAUUUGAUGCUAAACUUAAUGAUCAAGGAAAAUAUACAUUUCGUAUAAAUGAAGCUAAUAUUGAAGCAAAUACAGAUAUUAAAAUAAAUGAAUUACCUGUUUAUUUUACACGUCCUCUUAAAGAUAUAUCAACAAUUAUGGAAAAUACAUCGGAUUAUCAUCUUGAUUGUGAAAUAAAUAAAGAAAAUAAAAUUGCACAAUGGUUUAAAGAUGAUGAACAACAAGCAUUAGUUUCAAAUGAUGAAGUUAGAAUAGAAUCUCGUGGACGUAUUCAUGCUUUAGUUUUUAAUUCAGUUAAAGUAACACAUGCAGGAAAAUAUACAUGUCAAUUUAAUGAUGAUAUCAAAUCAAUUGGUGCACUUCAAGUUGAAGAUGCUCCGACAGAAUUUGAGAUUGGUUUAGAAAAUGCAUCAGUUAUUGAAGAUGAACCACUUACAUUAGAAUGUAUUCUUACAAAAGAUCGACCUGAUGAUGAAGUUAUUUGGUCAUUUAAUGGUGAUCGAUUAAUUGUCGAUAAUGAACGUAUUAAAACAUCAAAAGUUGGUCCGAUUGUUAAAUUAAUUAUUGAUGAAUGUCAAUUAACUGAUGAAGGACGUUAUCAAGCAGAAAUUAAUAAUAAAACAAGCAAAGCUAUUGUUACUGUUAAAGAGAAAAAACUUCAAUUUAUCCGUCCAUUAAAAGAUAUUGAAUUCAAUGAAUGGUCACAAUGUAUUCUUGAAUGUGAACUUAAUAAACGUAAUGUUGAAUGUCGUUGGUAUAAAGAUACAAUGGAAAUUUAUCCAAAUGAUCAUUAUCAAUUUGAAGUUGAUAAUAAAAUUCAACGUUUAAUUAUAAAUCGUCUUGAAUUAGAUGAUACAGCCAUAUAUGGUUGUGUUUGUCGACAAGAAAAAACAUCCGGAAAAUUAACUGUUAAAGAAUUACCUUAUGAAUUUAUUCGUCCAUUAGAUGAAACUGUAACUAUUGUAGAAAAACAACAAUUAAUACUUGAAUGUGAAACAAAUAAACCAUUAAGAGAUAAUUUAGCCAUAUGGACACGUGAUGGACAAAUUUUAACACAUAGUCCUGUUGAUGGUGUACUUAUUAAAACACUUGAUAAAGUUCAUACACUAACAAUAUAUGAAUGUAAAAUGAAAGAUCAUGGACAAUAUGUAUGCACAAUAAAACAAGCAAGUACUACGUGUCAAGUAAAUAUGAAAGAAGCGCCAGUUGAAUUUAUUCGUUCACUUGAAGAUUUAACAGUAACAGAAGGACAACCAUUAAAAUUAAGUUGUACAUUAAGUAAAGAUAAUUGUCAAGUUACAUGGUUGAAAGAUGAUGAAGAAAUAAAAAUCAAUGAAGAAGAAGAAAGUCGAUUUGUAGUAACAAAUGAUGGAAGAUUUUAUCGAUUAGAAAUAAAAGAAUCAAAAAUGGCUGAUGCCGGAAUUUAUACUAUUAAAGUUGAAGAUAAACAACAAUCAUGUCAAGUUGUUAUUACUGAAGCUCCAAUUGAUAUAAUUAUUCCAUUAAGUGAUAAAACUUGUGUUGAAGGUACACCGGAAUUUUCUGAAUUUUAUGUUGAAUUAAAUAAACCAAAUAUAAAUCUUGUUUGGAAAUGUGAUGAUGAGCCAAUUGAUUUUAAUAAUCCAAAAUAUUCGACAAUGAAUGAAAAAACAAAAUAUACAUUAAUUAUUCAUAAUAUUGAAUUAUCUGAUGAAAAAACAUAUUCAUGUCAAGUUAGUAGUGGUACAUCAUCACGUGUUAGAUCUUCAGCACAAUUAACUGUUGAUGAAUUACCACCAGAAUUUGUUUUAACAACAACACCAUUACAAGAUCGUGAAUGUUUUGAAGAUGAAAAUGUUGAAUUUGAAUGUGAAUUAAAUAAAUCAAAAUGGAAAAAAACUGGACAAACAAUUAUUUGUAAAUGGUUUCGUAAUGUUGAUCGAGAAUUACGAUCAACAGUUAAAUAUUCUAUUGAACGUUCCGGACCAAUACAAAAAUUAAUUAUUCAUAAUGCACAAUUUGAAGAUGAAGCAGAAUAUCGCUGUGCUAUUAUGGAUAAAUUUGUUAGCGCAAAACUUACUGUUAAAGAAAUUCCUGUAACAUUCACUCAAUUACUCGAAGAUAUUAAAACAAUUGAACGUGAAACAGUUAUAUUUCAAUGUGAAGUAUCUAAAACACAGUCAACACGUACAGAAACUGAAAUACCAAUACAAUGGUAUCGUGAUGGUGUUAAAAUGGUUGGUGGUGGUCGUUUUGAAAUUUCUAAAUCAUCAGGAAAUAAACGACAAACAUUAAAAAUAAUCAAUGCUAGUUUAACUGAUUCGGGUGAAUAUGCAUGUACAGCUGAUACAGAUCAAAUUCGUACAGUUGCUAAUUUAAUUGUUGGUGAUCUUGAAGUUGAAUUUCUUCAAACAUUAGCAGAUCGUACUAUUCUUGAAGAUCAAACAUUAAUACUUGAAUGUACUGUUAAUCGUACAGAUAAACCAAUAACAUGGUUUUUUAAUGAUCAACAAAUUCAUCCAGGAACAAAAUAUGAUAUAAGUCGUGAAAAAAAUAAAUUACGUUUAAUUGUUAAAAAUGUUACAAUUGAUAAUGAAGGACAAUAUACAUGUUGUGUAGCCGAUGUUAAAACACAAUGUCAAAUUAUUGUUGAUGAAGAAAAUGUUCGUUUUACUGAACGUUUAACAGAUGUUGGAUCUAAAGAAGGUGAUGCAGCUAAAUUUCAAUGUUCAGUUUCAAAAUUAAAUUAUACUAAAGCUAAACGUGAUAUUGAUUUUAAAUGGUUACAUAAUGGAAAAUUAAUUGAUGAUGUUCAUGAUAAAGAAAAAUAUUUAAUUGAAUUUGAUAAAACAAAUAAAACAUUAAAAUUAACAGUAAAUGAUAUACGUAAUGAAGAUAUUGGUAUAAUAACAUGUCAAGCUGAUGAUGUAACAACAAUAGGAAAAUUAAUUGUUGAAGAAAUACCAAUUUAUUUUGUUCGUAAACCAGAAGAUCAAAUUCUAACUGAAUUGCCAAAUAUUUGUCUAUUUGAAUGUGAAUUAAAUCGACCAGGUGUACAAGUUAAAUGGUUACAUAAUAAAAAAGAAUUAGAUUAUUUAAAAGAUAAAAUUGAAUUUCAUAAUACAGAUACAAUUUAUCGCUUAAAAUUAUUACAAAUUGAUAUUGAUGAACAAGGCGAAUAUGUAUGUGUUGCACGUGAUAAAAAGGCACAAGCAUUUUUAAAAUUACAAGUACCACCGAAAAUUCAUUCAUUUCAAACAAAUUCAAAAUUAAUUAAACAUGAUCAACCAUUAAUUAUUGAUGUUUUAUACCAUGGAUGGCCUGAACCAACUAUUGAAUGGAAUAAAGUUAAUAAUAAAAUAAAAAAUAAAUUACUUAAACAUGGACAUAUACAAAUGUCAAUUGAUAAUACAAUUCGAAGUGAUUCUGGAUUAUAUGAAAUAACACUUAAAAAUGAGUAUGGACAAGAUCAAAGAAAUGGAACUAUUGAAAUACUUGAUAGACCAAGUAAACCACAGAAUUUAAUUGUUAAAUUAUUGGAUGUUGGUGAAUGUGAAUUAACAUGGGAAGAACCAGAUGAUGAUGGUGGUUCACCAUUAACUGGUUAUUGUAUUGAAAAAUGUGAAGAACGACGUGCUGCAUCAUGGGAUGAAGUUUGUGUAAUGAGUAUUGAAGAAAGAAAAACAAUUGUUAAUAAAUUACUUGAUGGUGCUAAAUAUCGUUUUCGCGCUAGUGCAGAAAAUAAAUAUGGUCGAUCAGAACCAUGUGAAUCUAUUGAACCAAUACUUAUUAAGAGUCCAUUUGAUCGUCCAUCUACACCGGAAGCUCCAACUGUUGAUGAAAUAUUUGCAACAACGUGUCGUAUACAAUGGGCACCACCAUCAAGUGACGGUGGAACACCAUUAACAGGUUAUUUUGUUGAACGUCGUUUACAAGGAGCUGCACGUUGGUCAAAAGUAACAAAAUUAAUUAUUUCAUCAGAUACAACACAAACUAAAGCUGAAGAACUUAUUGAAGGAAGUGAAUAUGAAUUUCGAGUAAUUGCUUGUAAUAAAGUUGGUCAAUCAGAACCAAGUGCUCCAUCAAGAACUAUUGUUGCCAAAAAUCCAUUUGAUAAACCGGGUGCACCUUUUGAUUUAACUAUAAAUGCAAUUGGUAACGAAUGGAUUGAAUUAAGUUGGCAACCACCAAUUAAAGAUGGUGGUUCGCCAAUAACAGGUUAUGUUAUUGAACGACGAAGUGCUUCGAAUUAUAAAUGGCAUGCUCCAACUGAUCCAUUUGAAGGCACAACGAAAAAAUUACAUUCAUUACAUACAGGACAUAAAUAUGAAUUUCGUGUUCGAGCUCAAAAUUUGGCUGGUCUUGGUGAACCAUCGACUCCUACAAAAGAAACUGAAAUACGAGAACCAAUUAUUGGUGAAAAACCAAAAUUUAUUCAAGAACUUGAACCUGUUACAGUCAUUAGUGGACGAUCUGUUACAUUAACUGCUCGUGUUAAAGGUGAUCCAACACCUGAAUUUAAAUGGUUGAAAAAUGAUCAUCCAAUUACACAAGAUAGUCGUAUAAAAUUUGAUGUUACUGGUGAUACAGCCAAAUUAAUAAUUAGUGAAGCUUUACCAACCGAUGCGGGUACUUAUGAAUUAAUAGCUGAAAAUGCUCUUGGUUCAAUUGAUUGUACCGCUAAAAUGAUUGUACAUUCACCACCAACUAUAGUUAAUUCAACUCCAUCACCAAUCAAUAUUCCUAUAGGUCAAGUUUUAUAUAUAUCAUGUGAAGUCACUGGAUAUCCACGACCAGAAAUGAUCUGGGAACCAGCUAAUGAUCGAGCACGUACUGAACAAUCAGAUACAUUUGUUACUUUAUCUAUAUCAAAAGUUCGCAUAAAUGAAAGUGGAUUUUAUAAAUUAAUAUUGAAAAAUGUUGCUGGUACAGCUGAAACAUCAUUUGAUGUUCGUGUACAAAAUGUUCCACAACCAGUAAGAAAUCUCAAAAUUGAUAAUAUAACUGCCGAAUCAGUUCAUAUUAAAUGGGAAGCACCAUUAGAUGAUGGUGGUUCACCAAUAAAUUCAUAUUUUGUUGAAUAUCGUGAUAUGCGUCGUUCACAAUAUGUUCGUUCUGAACGUCUUUCAAGUGAAACAUUUAAUUAUGAACUAAAUCGUUUAACAAAAGGUUCAAAAUAUACUGUAAGAGUAUUAGCAGAAAAUAAAUUAGGUCAAUCGGAACCAACUGAAAUAAUUGAACCAUUUAUUGCAAAAAAUCCAUUUGAUGUACCAAGUGCACCAAGAGAACUUAAAGUUACUGGUGUAACAAGAUCAAAUUGUCAAUUACAAUGGUUACCACCAAAUAAUGAUGGUGGAGCACCCAUUCAAGGUUAUAUUGUUGAAAGACAAACAGAAAAACGUUGGAUAAGAGCUAUACCAACAUUAGUACAAGGAACAACUGUACAGUUAGUUGAUUUAAUUGAAGGAUCUAUUUAUGAUUUUCGAGUAGCUGCUGUAAAUGAAGAAGGUCAAGGUGCAUAUAGUCGUCCAAGUGAAUCUGUUACAAUUAAAGAUCCAUAUGAUGUUCCAACACAACCAGGACCCAUUGAUAUAAAUGAAUUAACAGAUACAUCAUGUAUACUUUCAUGGAAACCACCUAUUCGUGAUAAUGGCAGUGCAAUUAUUGAAUAUAUAAUUGAACAACGUUUUAAAACUGAUCCAUCAUUUAUACGUAUAGACACUAUAACACCUAUAACUGAAUGUUUUCAUAAAAUUGAAGAUUUAUUAACCAAUGGUGAAUAUGAAUUUCGUGUUGCUGCACGUAAUCAAGCUGGUUUAAGUGCAUAUUCACAAACAGAACGGCCUAUUGUUAUUCGAGCGCCACGACAAGGUAUUGCACCACGUAUUGAAAAAAUCUCUAAUCAAACAAUUAAUGGUGGUAGUCAAGGUCGUAUUGAAGCAACAAUUAUUGGUUCACCUGAACCUGAAAUAAUCUGGUAUAAAGGUGGUCGAAAAUUACCAUUAACAACAGGACGAUAUACUUCAUCACUUGCACAAAAUAUUCUUGUACUUUAUAUAAAAGAAGUACAAGAAAAUGAUGGUGGACAAUAUACAUUAGAAGUUCAAAAUGAAUUUGGUAAUGAUAGUAAACAAAUUCAAGUAACUGUUUUAGCAACACCAAAAAUUGAAUUUGAUUCAAAAUAUCGUAAACAAAUUAUUGUUGAUGUUAAUUCAUCUAUACGUAUUCCAUUUACAUUUACUGGUUCACCUAAACCUGAAUUAACAAUAAAUCGUGUUGAUGAAUCUAAAGAAAAUCAUGCAAUACUUGAUCUAUUUGAAAAUAGCGGAACAUUUCUUUUGCGUCAAACAACACGUCAAGAUACUGGUGUGUAUCGUUUACAAGCAACAAAUGAAUGUGGUACAGCAACAUCACGUCUUGAUAUUCUUGUACAAACAGUUCCAUCACCACCCGGUGGACCAUUACAAGUAACUGCUAGUGGUAAAGAUUAUGUUAGUCUCGCUUGGCAUACAUGUCCUGAUGAUGGUGGAAGUGAAUUAAUAUCAUAUAUUAUUGAAAAACGUGAAGAAAAUAAAUCAAUAUGGACAAAAGUUGCAACAAUUCGUCCAACAAAUACAACAUAUACAUGUACUGGUUUACUUGAUCAAACAAGUUAUUUUUUUAGAAUAUUAGCUGAAAAUGAAAUAGGUAUAAGUGAACCAUUAGAAUUAGAACAUAGUGUUAUCGCUAAAUUACCAUAUGAACGUCCUGGUCCACCAAUAGGUCCAAUUAAAAUUGAUUCAAUUAUUCAAACAGGUUGUACAUUAACAUGGUUACCAGCAACAGAUGAUGGUGGUGCAAAAAUUACAGGUUAUAUUAUUGAAGGUAAAGAUGUUAAUCGACAAGCAUGGACACAAUUAGAAAGUGUACCUGCUAGUGAAACUACAGUCGAUAUAAGACAAUUAAAAGAAGAUGCAACAUAUAUAUUUCGUAUAAUGUCAAAAAAUAUUGUUGGUCUUUCACAAUCACUUGACAGUGAAUCUGUUACAUUAAAACGACCAAAUACAGUUCCACAUGCACCUGUACCAUUUUUUGUCAGUGAUAUUGAUAUUGAUAAUUGUACAUUAGAAUGGGAAAUACCAAAAUUUACUGGUGGAGAAAAUAUAGAACUCAAAAAUUUUAUUAUUGAACAACGUAUUGGUGAUAAAGAAACAGUACCAUGGAAAACUGUUGCUGAACCUGAAGCAUUUCUUACAAAUACUGUUAUUCGGCAUUUAAAAGAAGAAAAAGAAUAUUAUUUUCGUAUCAAAGCUGUUAAUGAAAUAGGACAAUCAAAGCCCACAGAAUUAACUCGACCAGUUAUUCCACGUCAAAAGAGCAUUGCUCCAUCGGCACCUAUUGGCCCUAUCAGUACAUUAAUGGUAACACGAGAUUCUAUUACCAUUAGUUGGGGACCAUGUAAAGAUGAUGGUGGAAAUGAACUUAUUGGUUAUGUUAUUGAAAAACGUGAUGCUUCAAGAAAUGUUUGGCAACGUAUUGGAUAUAAUGAUCCAAGUACAUUUACAUAUACAGCAACAGGUUUAACUGAAGAUGCUGCAUAUCAUUUUCGUGUAUUUGCGGAGAAUUCUAUUGGAAUGUCACCAGCAUUAACAACUGUUGAUCCAAUUAUUGCUAAAAGUCCAUAUACACGUCCAGAUAAACCAGAAGGACCAUUAUUAACAAAAAUUGUUUCACCCACUUCUAUUGAAUGUUCAUGGCAACCACCAUUAAAUGAUGGUGGUACAACAUUAACAGGUUAUCUUAUUCAAAGACGUGAAAUAUCAAGACCAAUUUGGGUUAAAGCUGGAUAUGUCAGUGGUGAUAUAAAUCGAUUCGUAAUAAAAGAUUUACCAGAUGAAGGUUCUUAUUUAAUACAAAUAUUUGCGGAAAAUUCUGAAGGUCAAUCAUUAGAACCAUUAUUAUUAGAACAACCAGUUAAAUUAACACGUAAAAUUGAUGUACCUGAACCACCAGCUAAACUUGAUGUUAUAGCUAAAACAGAUUCAUCAAUAACAUUACAAUGGGAAAUGCCACGUAAUGAUGGUGGUAGUCCAUUAACAGAAUAUUUAUUAGAAAUGCGUGAUAAGAAAAAUAAAAAUAAUGAAUGGGCACAAGUACAAAUUUUACCAGUAAUAACAACAAGUUUUCGAGUUUCAAAAUUAGAUGAAAAUGUCUAUUAUAAUUUUCGUAUAAAAGCAGCAAAUGCUAUUGGAUAUAGUGAACCAAAAUCACUUGAAAAAGCUGUUAAACCACAAAAACAAAGUGAACCACCAUCUAUGCCUGAUAAACCAUUGCAAACAUCAAAUAUAGAUUCAACAUCAAUAUCUAUAUCAUGGAAACCGUCAUCAUCAAGUGGUUCAAGUGAUAUAACAUCUUAUAUUAUUGAACGUCGUGAUGCUCUUAAAGCAAAUUGGAUUCCAGUUAAAAAAGUUUCAUCAAGUCAAUAUAAUCUUAUUAUAACAGAAUUAACUGAAGGUUCAAGUUAUUAUUUUCGUGUUUGUGCAUUAAAUGAAGAUGAUCUUCAAAGUGAAUGGCUUGAAUUAGAUAUGCCUGCGUUAUGUCGAAAUCCAUAUGAUGUUCCAUCACCACCAAAAAAUCUUACUGUUAAAGAUAUUAUUGGACAAACAGUACGUAUACAAUGGGAUCCACCUGAAAAUGACGGUGGUAAACCAAUACGUGCUUAUAUUAUUGAAAGACGUGAUGUACAAAGAACAACAUGGUUAAAAGAAGGACGUUGUAAAGCAACAACAUACGAAAUUGAAAAUUUACCAUUAGGUGGUCAACAUUUAAUACGUAUAACGGCUGAAAAUGAAGAAGGACUAUCAGCACCAUGUGAAAUUGAUAAACCAUUACAAAUUGAUGCUAAAGAUAUUUCAUUACCUAAACCACGUGAUGUUGAAAUUGGAAAAGUUAAAGGUCAAUCAAUAACUUUAACAUGGUUACCAGCUGCGGGAUCAUUACAAGAUAAAACUGAUUCGAUAUCAUCUUAUAUGAUUGAAGUAUGGGAUUCUGAAGAUCGUUCAUGGCAUGAAUUAGAAAAAGUUGAUGCAUCAGAGACAACAUAUACACGAACAGAUUUGAAAACAGAUUUAUCUUAUCAAUUUCGUCUACGUACAUUAACACGUAAUGGUCGACGUUCAUCACCAACACGUGAAACACAAGUUCUAUCACUUAAACGUACAAUUGAACCACCAGAUAUGCCAGAAGCAUUAACAGUAACAGAUAUAACAGAUGAUUCAUUAACACUUAAUUGGCGUGAAGGCUCAUCAAAAACUAAGCGUUAUAUUAUUGAAAAACGUGAAGCAUCAAAAAAGAUUUGGGUACAAGUUGGUGAAACAAAAGAAACAACUAUACAUGUUGAACAUCUUAUGCGUAAUGUUCAAUAUGAAUUACGUGUUUUUGCUGAAAAUGCUUCAGGUGAUCGUUCAACAGUAGCAGCAACAUUAUUAGUUCAUUUUAAAGGACGACAAGUACCACCUGGUUUAUGUGAACAAUUAAAAGUUAAACAACAUAGUGCAACAGCAUGCAUACUAACAUGGUUACCACCUAUUGAUACAGGUAAUUCAUCAAUUCGAAAUUAUAUUGUGGAAAAACAACAAGUUGGUCGUUUAACAUGGCAAAAUGUUAAUGAUUCAUUACAAGCAUCUACAUGUCUUGUCAAUGAUUUAACACCAGAUGUACAAUAUAAAAUGCGUGUAGCUGCUACUAAUGAAUUUGGUCAAGGAGAAUUUGUUGAAACUGAACCAAUAGAAAUUAAAGAAGAAAAUAUUCCACCAUCAAAACCUGUUAAUUUAACUGUAACAGAUACAACUUAUACAUCUAUUGAUGUUAGUUGGUUAUGCCCACGUGAAUUUGGUUCUAAACCAAUAAAACAUUAUUUACUUUAUCAACGUUCAUCAAAAUCAGGUUCUGAAUGGAAAUUAGUUCAUCGUGUAAACCGAACACAAUUAUCAUAUACAUUUGAUAAUCUUGAUUCAUCAUUAUCAUAUUAUUUACGUGUUACAGCUGAAUCUGAUGCUGGUGAAUCUGAACCAUGUGAAUUACCAACAACUAUAUCACCUAAAAAGAAACCUAAACCACCAUCAACACUUGAUCAUGUUUUUGUACGUACAAUUGAUGAUGGUAUUAUUAGUCUUCAAUGGAGUGGUUUAGAUACAGAUAGUGAUAAUCAAUCAGAACAAAAUAUUAAUUUACUUGGUUAUAUUAUUGAAAUGAAUGAUGGUAGAGAUUGGGUUGAAGUUGAACGAACAGAUAGUUCUACACGUACAUGUUCAAUAACACAUUUACGACAAGAUACUGAUUAUAAUUUUCGUGUAUCAGCUUAUAAUCGUAUAGGACAAGGUCGCUCAAAAGAAAUUGAUACACCUGCUAAAGCUAAAUCACCAUUUUCUAAACCAGGUCAACCGUUAGGUCCAUUAAGUAUAACAAAUGUAACACGAUCAACUGUCGAUUUAAAUUGGUCACCAUCAUCAACUAUAAAUGAUAUAUCAAUAACAAAUUAUUUUGUUGAAAAAUUUCGUGACGGUAUUUGGAUAAAAGUUGCACGUUUACCACCAACAUCAACAUCAUUAAAAGUAUUUAAUCUAAUUGAGAAUAAAGAAACAUUAUUUCGUGUAUCAGCUGAAAAUCGUUUUGGUAUUAGUGAACCAUUACAAUCAAUGCAAGUUAAACCAAAUCGAUCACUUGAAACAAAACCACUAACAGAUCGUGAUUCAACAGCAGCUAGUUAUUUUGAAAAAACUUUAAAUCAUAAUGACUUUAAUUUUCUUCUAUAUCAUGAUAGCCCACCAUCAACAACAUUUGAUACACUAAAAUUUGGUGAUGAUGUUGAAGAAUAUAUUAAAAGUGUUUGGUAA